GGCGCGGCCCCGGGGGUCUGCAGGAGGAAGGAGGAGGCCGGUGCCGGGACCCUCGCGGCAGACAUGGACUUGCCUUGUGAUUGUGCUGCCGGAACUCCGGCCUCCGAGCAGCCGUCGGGGAAGAUUAACAAAGCUGCUUUCAAAUUAUUCAAGAAGAGGAAAUCGGGUGGCACCAUGCCCAGCAUAUUUGGGGUCAAAAACAAAGGGGAUGGGAAAGGCACGGGUCCGCCGGGCAUGGUGAGGAGCAGGACCCACGACGGACUAGCCGAGACCGUCCCCCUUGUCGACUCCGACUGUGGCAGCGGCCGGGCGUCUGCCGUCCCUGACCCUUCCUCUGUUGAUCCGCCCUCAGACCCAUCGACCGAUCGUAUUUGUUUGAUGUUUUCUGACGUGACUUCACUGAAAAGCUUUGACUCUCUUACAGGCUGUGGAGAUAUUAUUGCAGACCAAGAGGACGAGGCAGGGCCCAGCUGUGACAAGCAUGCCCCGGGGACAGGCAAGCCAGGUGUGUCUAAAAAGAACCCCAGCGUGGUGGCCUACCAAGGAGGCGGGGAGGAGAUGGCGAGCCCGGAUGGGGUGGAUGACACCUAUCUGCAGGAAUUCUGGGACAUGCUCUCCCAGACUGAGGACCAAGGACAAGGGCCCCCCGAGGGACUGGCUAAGGCCGCCGCAGCACUGGACGCCAAGGGGGCUCCCGAAACCUCCAAAGACACCAGGGGGGUAGAAGUGGCCAAGGACGUGUCAUCGGUCAAGCGCAGGAGGCUCAACCGCAUUCCCAUUGAGUCGCAGCCCAAGGAGGAGCCCAAGCACCUGCAGAAGGAGCAGCAAGAAGGCGUCCCCAACAGUGAUGAGGGCUACUGGGAUUCCACCACCCCAGGCCCCGAGGAAGAGGGCACGGGUAGCGGGAAGAAGGCGGGCAUCUCCAGGGAUAGCUACAGCGGCGAUGCGCUCUACGAUCUCUACGCGGAUCCAGAUGGAAGCCCGGCAGCCCUUCCUGCCAACGAGGAGGUGUCCUGUGUGUCUAGGUUAAAGCCCGUGUCUCCGGGCACCAUCACCUGCCCACUGCGAACACCAGGCAGUUUGCUGAAGGACUCUAAAAUCCCCAUCAGCGUCAAGCACCUCGCCAACCUUCCGUCCAGCCAUCCCGUGGUGCACCAGCAACCAGCCAGGAGCGAGGUGCCCAGAACAAAAAUCCCGGUGUCCAAAGUGCUCGUCCGCAGGGUCCACAACCGAGGCUUGGCUGGGACCACCAUCCGGGCAGCGGCCUGCCACGACAGUGCCAAAAAGUUGUGAGGUCUUUGAGGCCAAGAUGGAUGGACCACAUGUCAAGGAAUACAACUUUCCCCGGUAACCACUGACAUAAGUUCUGCUUUUCCUAAAGAAAGGCUUUGAGGACCGUCUCUGCUACAGAGCCUGGACCAAGGGUCUUUGUCCCCGCUGGGGCAGGAGACACUAGAGAGGGAAUCCACACUGCACAUGGAAGUCUCCUCCCCAAGAUAAGCACUUUUUUUUUCUUUUUAAAAAUAUGUUUUCUGUCUUUUUUCUUUAAUGCACUGAAUACUUGGAAGUCAUCUUUACUUGCCUUUUCAGAAAGAGGACUCAACCAAACCGAAGUAAGUGUCAGGCCAUGAUGUUUGGCCAUGCUAGGGUCCAGAGGUCUGGAGGAGCCACUGCAAGAAUCAGAAGAGCCCUCCUCUUCCAUGAUCCUUCUCUCCCCCUUCCCCUUCCCUUCCAGGGUGUGGGGCGGGGGGCGGGCAGGGAAGACCCUCUGCUGUAUGGAAAACACCUAGGAAGCUGGGGGAAAAAAAAACACCCCAAAACAACCAGAACAGGUAUUACCUGAUGAGCAGAGGGCAUCACUGAUUGGCAGAAAAUUUUCCUAGUUUCAGUUGCUAGGUAUGCAAAUAGGUAAAUAUCUACCACUGGGACAAGAAAGAAGAAUUUUGGGUUGAUCAUUUGUUUGGGGAGAAAAAUGCUCAGCAGAGCAGGUUUUUUUCUUUUUGUUGUUUUCCCGCCCCAUGCAGAAAUCAGGACGGGGGAAAGAUUUCGUUACAUGCCAACAGACCCAACGUUGCAGCAUUUAUCAACUGUCACUUUUUCAUGUGUAGAUAAUGCAUAUUUUACCGUUUAUCCAGCUGUUAACAUUUUAUAAUCUGUUCGUAACCUCAAGUUUAAAACCUGGUUUUAUAGCUAAAUAUGGUAGCUGUCCCCAAACCAUUGAUAUGCUUUUAUGUGCUGUAACCUGCAGCAAUUCUGUUUAUGUUUUAAAUGGGUUCUCUGGCUUUCAGUGCACUAACAAACAAACAAAACUAUUGUGUUGCUGUUCCAGAGCAUUGCUUCUGCCUUGUCUUGGUAGGAGUCUGUUUCUUACACAAAAUCUUGAUUUUUUUCAGAGAUUUUACCUUUGUUAUAAAAAAUUUUGGAUUCAACCGUCCCUCAAUAUGGGGAUUCUAAAGUGAGGAACACACAACAAACAACAAUAGAAAAAUAUAGUUUUUCAUUUCAUUAGACUUCUGCUUUAUAGAUUUAUGACUGUGACAGGUUAUGUUCAGAAUAUAACACUGGCAAGCUUAUAUAUCAUAAACACUUUAUGCCAAGAUAUUUUGAAAAGUGGCUUACUUUGUGUACAUUCCCUAUUAUUUGAGAUGAAAUAUUUAUUUCAGAAAGGGUUCCCAUAUGCCUCGGUAAUUUGAAUUAUAAACUGACGCAGUUCCUAGAAUACUAUUAGGGUCUAAUGAUUCUACAACAGUGUCUGAAAUGCACUUCAGAGAGUUUAAUCAAGAGACCAGAGUUUCUGCUAGGAAGUGACUCAUGGUGUCAGGAAGGUAGACAUAUUCAAGGGAAACUACACCUGUAAAUGACAUCAACACUUCUAUAUAACUUUCAUUUUUCCAGAGAUUGCCUAAGUAAUGAACUGAUAUUACAUGUUUUUUAAGUUUGUUUUCUGUAAAGGAAAGAAUAAGACAAGUAUACGAAAGCCUAUUUGAAUAAUAUGAAUGAAGUAACAAAAUAGUCAUCAAAGGAAAACAAAUUUG
Myotis davidii is the source of this 3035-nucleotide messenger RNA. It is a transcript of the gene AMER2, whose product is annotated as APC membrane recruitment protein 2. Gene Ontology annotation, molecular function: phosphatidylinositol-4,5-bisphosphate binding; beta-catenin binding. Gene Ontology annotation, biological process: regulation of canonical Wnt signaling pathway. The transcript has 2 exons. The record is from RefSeq and is a predicted model, not a curated record. Lineage: Eukaryota; Metazoa; Chordata; Mammalia; Chiroptera; Vespertilionidae. Gene Ontology annotation, cellular component: plasma membrane. The annotation marks the transcript as partial.